CUAUCCACGGACGUCAUCACGUUAGUAUUCUGUUGACGUGGCGUAGCUAAACAAACGAACGCCAGUAAACCGGGGGAAGAAUGGAUGUGGCUUAGGUCGUCGACGGAAAAGUGCUCAUGUUUUCAGUGAAAAAUGACUGGGAGAAGCCAGCACUAUGGUUUCCAGUCAGCCACGACGAUGCAGCCUGCCAAUGGAGGACAUGCCUACCUAUUUGGGAACAGCGCUGAGAACGAUCUUGCUGAGGAGGAUGGAGAGAGCUACGAGCUGCGCACCCGAGGCCGGGACCGGAGGAGCACCUCCAGGGAGAAGUCAGACGACAUUGUCCACCUGGUCCGAGACAUUAAAGAAGGGGACACUCUGAAUAGCUUCUCCCUGCAGUACCACUGCUCAGUAGCAGACAUCAAGAGGGCCAACAACCUGUUGACAGAGCAGAACUUCUUUGCGCUGAGAUCCAUCAAGAUCCCUGUGAAACGUUUCAGCGUGCUGACAGAGACCCACAACACUGCUCCUCUCAAAGCUGCUUCCCACACAGGCCACCGACGCAUCCACCAGCCCCCCAUCUCCACAGAGACUUGCACAGACUCCUCCUCCUCGUCCACAGACAGUGUGGGCAGCUUCCUGCAGGAGAAGGACAAGGACAUUGAGCUGCUGGUCAAGUCCACUGGCACCUCCAGAAGCAGCCUGAACGAGGUGGUCUCCUCCCUGACCCUCCAGCAGCCCUUAUUACUGGGGGAGCCUGACUUCAAGCCUAUCCUCAGGAAGGACCCCUACCAUGGGGCAGACUGGGGCAUGAGGUGGUGGAUGGCGGUGGCCAUCAUGGUGGUGGUUGGCAUCGUCACACCAGUGUUCUACCUGCUGUAUUACGAGGUGCUGAUGAAGGUGGAUGUGAGCCAUCACACCACCACGCCAUUGGCCAACCCAAAUGGCAUGCAGAAUGCCCAGAUGCCUGAGCCUGUGGCAAUCAAUGGAGGGCCCAACUCAAGACCCCACGCUGGAAACGUACCUAAACCAGACUCACAUGGACACAAUGAUGUGGAUGACCACCUUGGCCCCAAGAAAGAGAAAACGUAGUGAGGAGGUACCCAACUGCUUAUUGUCCCCCUUGUCAGCUGUUGGAACUGUUUCUGUAACGCUGUCUAAAGGGUUUGAGGGUUUGUGCUAUCUGGGAUCCUUGGGAUGUCCCUACCCCCUUAACCCCUACGUUACCAUAUGAGGUUUCAACUUUAAUGGGUUGAUGUCAGUUGGACAUCCCAAUGACCCUGUCUGUCUAAAGUGAGGGUUAUUUUCCUGGUCAGAAAAGUACUGAUUGCUGCCACUUAUCAAUGACAGUAAUUUGAGGAAUAUUGGUCUUAUAUUUUUAGUAUUGUCUAAAAUGUGUUACAAAUCUUGAACAUUGCUUGUAUAUUUUUUUUGCCUGUCUAGGGAGAACUGCAUUUUGACUCAAACUAUAUUUCUACUUAGGGCAUGGUGACAAAACAGGAAAUGCACAAUAUUCCCAAACACUAGCUAGCUAUAUUCUAGUGAAAUGUUAUUUUAGUUCCUUUUCCUCAUGUCCAUUUCAUAAAAUCAUGUAACAAACAGUAUGUGCCUUCAACUUGUGGGACACUACAAAAGGCUGAAAAAUUAGUAUAUUUUGAAUAAAUUAUUGGUCAGACUUUGCAUGUUUGUUUAAUUUGUUUAUACACUUAUUUACAACAGAGCCACUUACAGUAUUUAAACUCAAACUCACUUCAAAUCACACAAGCACAUCUUGAUGAUUCUCACAUUGUAAAUGUAGGUUCAAACAAAAUAUGUGAACUUGAUGACAGUGUUAGUCAUAUAGCCAACAGCUAUUUGGUAAACAAUAAAUCAUGAUUUGCAGGGGGAAAUGCAUUUGGAAGAGUGACAGUCAACAUUCUUCUGGCUUUUUAAAUACUGUAUGCUCUUGAGAUAACAUACAUACAGUUGGGGUUAAUAUGUGGCUCCUUCAUCCAUGUUCUCGUCACUGCCAGCACCAAAAUCAUCACCAUCUUCAAAGUAGCUGGCAAUGUAGUCAUUUUCCUACAAAAAGGCAAGUGUUAAUUGUGACAUUCCCCAUUGGUGUGUGAAUGCCCUUAUGUAACUGUAGUCGGCUGGUAUUUUGGAUACAGUAAUUGCAGAAUAACUGCAGUUACACAUGACUGUAAACCACUUAUUUUGGAUGCAAUAUUUUCAGCAUUUUGCAAUUGGACUGCAAUCUUUUUUAGUAAGGGUGCUAUGUGCAUAGGUACUUCCGGAGACACCUGAAACCCCACCUCUUUCAGGAAUACCUAGGAUAGGAUAAAGUAAUCCUUCUCACCCCCCCCCCCCCCCUAAAAGAUUUAGAUGCACUAUUGUAAAGUGGCUGUUCCACUGGAUGUCUUAAGGUGAACGCACCAAUUUGUAAGUCGCUCUGGAUAAGAGCGUCUGCUAAAUGACUUAAAUGUUAUGUUAAAUGUACUUGAGCUAUUACAUUUGUCAUUUAUACUGAACAAAAAUAUAAAACGCAACAUGAAGUGUUGGUCCCAUGUUUCAUGAGCUGAAAUAAAAUAUCCCAGAAAUAUUC
This is a messenger RNA of Oncorhynchus nerka (sockeye salmon), 2563 nucleotides long. Its product is annotated as lysM and putative peptidoglycan-binding domain-containing protein 3-like. Gene Ontology annotation, biological process: Golgi organization. The transcript has 4 exons. NCBI's taxonomy places the organism in Eukaryota, Metazoa, Chordata, Actinopteri, Salmoniformes, Salmonidae. The coding region runs from base 133 to 1071 and encodes 312 amino acids. The record is from RefSeq and is a predicted model, not a curated record. Gene Ontology annotation, cellular component: Golgi apparatus.